Molecule: messenger RNA, 1211 nt
Organism: Stylophora pistillata
Lineage: Eukaryota; Metazoa; Cnidaria; Anthozoa; Scleractinia; Pocilloporidae
Molecular function (GO): nucleic acid binding; calcium ion binding; zinc ion binding
Source: RefSeq, a predicted model, not a curated record
ACUUUACGGAUGCAGACCAAUGCCGAAAGUUGGAGUUUACGCCUGAAAAGGCAUUUGAUGGCAGACGUCUCAUAAACCACGUGAUUCGCACCGUUGAAAUCAUGGAAAUGGAUUUUUGUGAGAAAAUGUGUUAUAUGGAACCAGACUGUGUCAGCAUUAAUCUUGAAAAACGAGCUGGUGGAAAUGGAGGGUACAAAUGUGAAUUGAAUAAUGUGACUCACGAAGGACAUGAACGCGAACUAAAGAUGGAAGACCAUUAUUUUUAUCGUGCAGCUGACAGCGCUUGUUUUGACAGCCCUUGCGGUAACAAGGCGACUUGUCAAAGCGGUUUUACUGACAAAGGAUAUCGCUGUUUGUGUACCAGUGGAUUCAAAGGACCAAACUGUAAAAAAGAUGUAAACGAGUGCGCUGACGGUACAUCCAACUGCAGUGCUGAUGCUGUGUGCAAAAAUACCAAGGGAUCGUAUCGCUGCAAAUGCAAGCCAGGAUUUUCCGGAGAUGGAAAGACUUGUAAAACUAGUCCAAUUACCUCUUGCAAGGAACAAUAUGCGAAGGACAGUUCAUGUACGAGCGAGGUGUACCCGCUGAUGUUUGGUUCUCAGAAGAUUCCCGUUUACUGUCAUAUGGGAGACUUUGGUUGCGGAGAUGGAGGAUGGACUCUGGCUAUGAAGAUUGAUGGUAAAAAGGGAACAUUCCAUUACGAUUCUCACUUCUGGAGCGACAAGAAUUCUUAUAACCUUUUAGGAGGUAAGACCGGGUUUGACUCACAAGAGACCAAGUUACCGACCUAUUGGAAGACACCAUUCUCCAAGAUCUGUCUCGUUAUGAGGAUUGGCCCCCAGAAAAAGUUCAUCGUCAUGAGAAGGCAGGCCAACUCAUUGUUCUCACUGCUCGCUGACGGAAAAUACCGAAACACAACAAUAGGGCGUAGCACAUGGAAGACGCUUAUUGGUUUGGAGGCCUCCUUGCAGCCUAACUGCAACAAAGAUGGGUUCAAUGCUAUGGGAAGUGCUAAGGGAUCUUCCAGAGCAAGGAUUGGUUUCCUUGGAAAUAAUGAGGGAGACUGCGUGACUCCUGAUUCUAGAAUUGGCUUUGGCACAGGAGGAUACCAUGAUGACACCAACACGUGUGGAAACGAGGCUUUAGACCAUCCCUCGUCAGAUAAUGGAGGAAAACACAUCAAAGCCAUGGGAUACAUCUUAGUGCAGUGA